Molecule: messenger RNA, 2055 nt
Organism: Rodentolepis nana
Lineage: Eukaryota; Metazoa; Platyhelminthes; Cestoda; Cyclophyllidea; Hymenolepididae
Source: the annotation of a GenBank genome assembly
AUGGUUGCCUGCAGCUCUACUAUUACUCCUCGGUCUUCUUUCAAAGGAAGUCAAGACUUUCCUCAAAAGCAACGAGCACCUGUCAAACUCAGAUAUAUUUUUGCCAGUUGCAAGUCACCACUCCCAGUGGAUAUAGGGAAGGGUGUGAAUUCACAAGCUACAACACCCCUACCUCCACCACCACCACCACUUCAAAAAGCCAAAUCGUUUUUUACGGAUCCCGAUGUCUCAUUUGAGGAGUCCGCUGAAGGCUUGGGUCUUCACAUUCCUUCACCCAAAAAGCCCAUGUCUCGACCAAAACCCCGAUUGAAACAUCAGACUGCUCGGACCCCUCUCGGUGUAUAUAUUAGGACAGAAGAAUGCAACAGUGCAAGAAGGCUUUCUUCAAGAGCUCCAUCAAGUCGCUCAGUCAAUUCACCAUAUUCCGUUGUAAGUGGACUUGAAACUCCAACACGCACUGGGAGUUGUAAAACUCUUGAAGUUCCAAUUACGGAUGCCAUCGACCUUAAUAGCUCAGAUGAUGAUAUUGCCAGUGUGUCGCACAAUAAACUGUCUUCAGAGGAACGUCUUGCCAAAGAGAUCGAAGAAGACGAAACUCCUCCACCAAAAAGGAACAUCCCUCUAUCGCAACUUUCCCAACAAAAAAGUAAACGAGGCUCCAAAGAGCAAGUUUUUAUCUCUGCAAUUUCCCAAAAGCAUGCAGGAGCCUCACAAUCUGAAAAAGAGACUCCUUUGUCUCAUGCCUCUACUUCCAGGGUUGUGGGCCGAUGUCGGAGUAAAACGGCUCCUACAGUUAAAACAACCCCGAUUAUUAUUGAGAGAGGUGGCAAGUUUAAUGUACCCAAGAACAAAACGCCCCAGUCUACCUCCAUGACUGAGAAAGCGAGAGAGCAUAACUGGAGGAAAUCACCAGCAAUCACUUCAAAUUCGAAUCCUCUCAAUGAAGUCUUUACUCGUAAAGGCGAUGUUUAUGAUUUGGAAGAAAGCAGUGAACUUGAGGAACCAGCUCCCAAACAACCAAACCUUGAAACCUUCGAAAAAUUCGUCGAGGAAAACAAAUUGGAGAUGUUGCCUAAAAAUCAACGUCGUCGAUUACACAUGGGGGAUUCGAAUAAUGAAGCGGGUUUGGUUAAGGAAAUCACCAAGGUACUUGGUAAGGAAGCUUCACUACCUCUCACUCGUAACAGAAUUAGAGGAAGAAAUGCUGCUCCAAGUAAUGAAAAAGCUAGGGCUAGUAAAAAUAAUGGCAACGACAAGCGCAUUGCAGAAGUUUCAUUCAGUCUUCAGAAUGAUAGUCAAGAUGCACUUUUGAAGCCUUCUACCACUAAGGAAUUUGAGCAUAUUGCCAAGAAUGAUGAGCGACCAAUCGGCUUAACUCGAAGCGGCAAGCGAUUUAGUCAAUCUCCAGUCAAUGAAGGAGAGGGAACCUCUUCGAAGAAGGCGAAAGGAAAACCACCGACUUUGAGUGGUAGAGAUAAAAGAAGAUCCAGGUCUACUAGCAAGAAGAAGGAAGUAGAUGAGGCCAACGAAAAUGAAAUUUUGGCAGGCAGUACUGAUAUUAUCCAAUCACUGCGACUAUCUCAAGAGAAAACACCGACACCAGCACGUGCGCAAAUUGGAUUUAAUGCUUCACAGGAAGAUCUUCUUGCUGAUUUGUCACCAAUCCAUACGCCGAAAGAUGCCCAGGCCAUAUCCCAAUCACAAGAACAAAAUCGUGUCUUAAAUCAGUGCCCCUCAGCAAAGAACACAGCUUUUAUUUUGGAGAGUGUCCGUUCUCUUCAUCCGGGUCCCGAAAAGAUUGAUGCUUCUAAACUUAUUUCCGAAGUUUUUCCAAAGCAAACGCCGAAAAGGGCGGCUAUUGCGCCAUUAGCACAGCUCCAAGAAAGACUAUACUUUCUUCGGGCAACUCCUGAGCGGGCAAGAUCUUCAAAUGCAUCCCCCGAUGUGCAGCGGCUUCCGUUCUCUGUACCGAAAAUUCCCACUCCUAUUAUCGAAGCAGAAAAGGAGUCGUCUUCUAAAAGCAUGGAAGUUUUGCCUAGGAAGUUCAAAGGCUAG